UUUAUUUUUUGUUGAAAAAAACAUUUUUCAUUUUAUUUCUUCCUCCUUAACAGAGACAAGGAGAACGACAUUGGCGUAGAAAUAAAAAAAACUGCGACAGUAAUUUAAUAAAUAUAAAAAAGUCCACAGAAAAUACUUCUUCUCUCUCUUCAGAAAUUUGAUGCUAUUAUAUAAGCCGAUGAUGUAGAUAUCCAAUGUUUUUUAUGUGUUGUGUUAUCAAACAAAGUGCUGUAAGCUCAGGAUACACUGGUAAAAUGGGUCUCACAUAGCUUUGUGUUUCAAUCGGGACCUCUUUUUACAUCAUCGCGCGGAAUUAAGGAUUAUGAUUAGGCCAUUAAAUAUUUGGGAGAGAGUCAACAGAAAAUGCCCACGCUUACAAAAAGUAAUAAUAGACAAGUAGAGAAAGGACUACGAAGCAUCCAGACCUCGACACCCUAUGGUCAGCCUUGGUGGCAGGGUCUUGGGAGCAAUGACAUGCCUUCUUCAGGGCAGCAAGAAGAUAGUUCCAUAAAUCCUGCAGCUGUGCAACCACAAGGCUCUGUUGAAGGGAUCCCAAGGGAUACAGAAACUACAGCUCUUCACUCUGGGUUGAAUAGAAACAAUGGCGAGCAAGAGCAACAGCAUCUUGAUGCAAAUGGACAAAUGGAGCUUGUUGGUCAUUCUAUUAUGCUGACGUCAUAUCCAUAUGCAGACCCACAAUAUGGGGGGAUUUUAACAUAUGGGGCGCCGGUGCAUCCUCACUUGCUUGGAUAUCAUCCAGGAAGAAUGCCUCUGCCUCUUGAAAUGGAAGAAGAACCUGUUUAUGUGAAUGCAAAGCAGUACCAUGGAAUUCUGAGGCGGAGACAAAUACGAGCAAAAGCUGAAUUGGAAAAGAAAUUGGUGAAAAACAGAAAACCUUAUCUCCAUGAAUCUCGGCAUAAACAUGCUAUGAAAAGGUUAAGAGGCUCCGGAGGCCGUUUCCUAAAUACCAAAAAGCUCGACGGCAAAGAAAACUCUACUUCUGCGGAGCAAUCAAAAUCAGGGGAAACCACUUCAUCACAGUCACGCUCUCCUGCUUCUACUCAUUUGUCCACAAACAGUAAUGGCGUAUCUCACCAAAACAACGAACGAGCAUCUAUGGUUCAAGAAAUGCACAAAGAACAUAUUCUCUCCAACGGGUUCAACAACUCUCACGGUCUGGGAUCAUAUUACGAAAGUGGACAUUUUAGCGAGAAUAACUGGAACUCGCUGGUGAGCCGGGGCCCACGAGGUUCUUCCUCCAGCAAAUGAGAAGCUAGUCCCUUUGCGGCAGAUGAUGGGCCUCGCUCGUCUAACCGGGAAUCGGGAGGCUUCCUCUGACAUGGCUUGUAUGUCAGGCAAUUCAUUCUUGGCUUGGUUACUUGUAUGUAUGGUGCAGAAAUGAGACGAUGUAGGUAGGGUCCUUGGCUUACCAUUGUCCAUUUCUUGUCUUUAUGUAAAUUAAGCAGACUAUUCUCGAACUGGAGUGUGAGUAGAGUGAGGCGUGAAUACUUUCUUGUUUAGUUUCUCUUUUGUUGUAUUUGUGGAUCAUUCUCUCUUCAUCGAUCAACUCCUUCAUGUCUUA
Messenger RNA from Salvia miltiorrhiza (redroot sage), 1582 nucleotides. Its product is annotated as nuclear transcription factor Y subunit A-1-like. NCBI's taxonomy places the organism in Eukaryota, Viridiplantae, Streptophyta, Magnoliopsida, Lamiales, Lamiaceae. The transcript has 6 exons. Gene Ontology annotation, cellular component: CCAAT-binding factor complex. The record is from RefSeq and is a predicted model, not a curated record. Gene Ontology annotation, molecular function: DNA-binding transcription factor activity, RNA polymerase II-specific; RNA polymerase II cis-regulatory region sequence-specific DNA binding. Gene Ontology annotation, biological process: regulation of transcription by RNA polymerase II. Bases 364 to 1269 code for a protein of 301 amino acids.